Molecule: messenger RNA, 1331 nt
Organism: Phacochoerus africanus (Common warthog)
Lineage: Eukaryota; Metazoa; Chordata; Mammalia; Artiodactyla; Suidae
Gene: POLB
Product: DNA polymerase beta
Exons: 14
Coding region: 178-1185 (335 amino acids)
Biological process (GO): double-strand break repair via nonhomologous end joining
Cellular component (GO): nucleus
Molecular function (GO): DNA-directed DNA polymerase activity; DNA binding
Source: RefSeq, a predicted model, not a curated record
CAGCGCGCCACGCGCCGCGCCCCCUGUCAGAGGCAGCCAUUGUUCCGCCGGUCUCGCUGGCUUGGCGGAGACCGUGAUGGUCCUCCCUCCUCUCCAAGUCCCGGCCCUUACUUAAAGCUGGGAGAGGGGGCUUGUCGCCGGCUGUGAGCGCGCUGCGGUCCUCGCGUGCAGACCACCAUGAGCAAGCGGAAGGCGCCGCAGGAGACUCUGAACGGAGGCAUCACCGACAUGCUCACAGAACUCGCAAACUUUGAGAAGAACGUGAACCAGGCUAUACACAAGUACAACGCCUAUAGAAAAGCGGCAUCUGUGAUAGCAAAGUACCCACACAAAAUAAAGAGUGGAGCAGAAGCUAAGAAACUGCCUGGAGUAGGAACAAAAAUUGCUGAAAAGAUUGAUGAGUUUUUAGCUACUGGAAAAUUGCGUAAACUGGAAAAGAUUCGGCAGGAUGAUACAAGUUCAUCCAUCAAUUUCCUGACUCGAGUUAGUGGCAUUGGUCCAUCUGCUGCAAGGAAGUUUGUAGAUGAAGGAAUUAAAACAUUAGAAGAUCUCAGAAAACAUGAAGAUAAAUUGAACCAUCAUCAGCGAAUUGGGCUAAAAUAUUUUGAGGACUUUGAGAAAAGAAUUCCUCGUGAAGAAAUGUUACAAAUGCAAGAUAUUGUACUGAAUGAAGUUAAAAAAGUGGAUUCUGAAUACAUUGCUACAGUCUGUGGCAGUUUCAGAAGAGGUGCAGAGUCCAGUGGUGACAUGGAUGUUCUUCUGACCCAUCCAAGUUUUACCUCUGAGUCAGCCAAACAGCCAAAGCUGCUACAUCAUGUUGUGGAGCAGUUACAAAAGGUCCAUUUUAUUACAGAUACUCUGUCAAAAGGUGAAACAAAGUUCAUGGGUGUUUGCCAGCUUCCCAGUAAAAACAAUGAAAAGGAGUAUCCACACAGGAGAAUCGAUAUCAGGUUGAUACCCAAGGAUCAGUAUUACUGUGGCGUCCUCUAUUUCACUGGGAGUGAUAUUUUCAAUAAGAAUAUGAGAGCCCACGCCCUUGAAAAAGGCUUCACAAUCAAUGAAUACACAAUCCGUCCUGUGGGAGUCACUGGAGUUGCUGGAGAGCCGCUGCCCGUGGACAGCGAGAAGGACAUCUUUGACUACAUCCAGUGGAAAUACCGAGAACCCAAGGAUCGAAGCGAAUGAGGCCUAUGCACCCAGGCACAGCCCAAUAGGAGUCUUAAUUUAUUUCUUAACCUUUGCUAUGUAAGGGUCCAUGGUGUUUUUAAAUAACUAUUUCUUCUUCUUGCUGUAGCUUGCACGGUUAGUCAAUAAAGCCUCUUGUCCUAUUA